AUGAAGUCCACCAUCUUCACCACCACCCUCGCCACCCUUCUCCUUCACACCAGCACCUCCCUCGCGGCCCCCAAUGCCCAACCCGUCAAAGGCGCAGGUCUGAUCACCGGAUGGUCCAAGCCUGUCACGUAUUGCAACUAUGGCUGGACUGGCAACGGAGGUUGUGAAGCCAAGGGAAAAUGGACUUUCUGCUGCUCUUCAAAAGCAGGUGGAAACUUUGAAAACUCGAAAUUUUACACAGAGGAUGCAGGUUUGGGAGGAUGCUAUGAUGGUGGCGUUAUCUUGUGCGCCGAGUAA
Molecule: messenger RNA, 297 nt
Organism: Sphaerulina musiva SO2202
Lineage: Eukaryota; Fungi; Ascomycota; Dothideomycetes; Mycosphaerellales; Mycosphaerellaceae
Exons: 3
Coding region: 1-297 (98 amino acids)
Source: RefSeq, a predicted model, not a curated record